This is a messenger RNA of Quercus lobata, 1284 nucleotides long. Its product is annotated as vacuolar protein sorting-associated protein 52 A-like. The record is from RefSeq and is a predicted model, not a curated record. Lineage: Eukaryota; Viridiplantae; Streptophyta; Magnoliopsida; Fagales; Fagaceae. Gene Ontology annotation, cellular component: GARP complex. The coding region runs from base 1 to 627 and encodes 208 amino acids. Gene Ontology annotation, molecular function: syntaxin binding. Gene Ontology annotation, biological process: retrograde transport, endosome to Golgi; Golgi to vacuole transport; endocytic recycling. The transcript is spliced from 12 exons.
AUGUUUGGGGACUUGUCUGUGGAGGAGGAUGCCAGCAGUGAUGAUAUAUCUUUGGAUGGACUAGAGCAAGAACUGGAAGAAUGCAAAAAUGACGAUGUAGUUGCAAACGUACUAUUUGAAGGUACAAAAUUAAGGGAGUAUAGAAAGGGGGUUGAGAACAAUUUACGGAAAGUUGAAUUGGACUCGAUUCAGGAUUACAUAAAAGAAAGUGAUAAUUUAGUGUUGCUUCAUGAUCAAAUUCGUGAAUGUGAUAGAAUCUUGUCACAGAUGGAAACUCUCCUCAGUGGAUUUCAAGUUGAAAUUGGUUCCAUAAGUUUAGACAUAAAAGUCCUCCAAGAGAAGUCUAUGGAUAUGGGCCUGAAGCUUAAGAAUCGUAAGUCGGCAGAAUCAAAAUUGGCAAAGUUUGUCGAAGACAUUAUAGUCCCUCCAAGGAUGGUUGACAUAGUCGUUGACGGAGAGAUCAAUGAUGAAUACAUGAGAACUCUUGAGAUUCUGAGUAAGAAGCUUAAGUUUGUAGAAGUGGAUCCUAUGGUCAAAGCUUCAAAAGCUCUGAAAGACGUUCAACCUGAGCUUGAAAAAGUUAGGCAGAACAAUCUGCAAAGUAUUCAGUUUUUGGUUCAUCAUUGACUAUUGGAGGAGUGAUUGGUGGAUUAGUAAGUGGAAGGAUUGCAGACCUUUUUGGUCGGAAAGGUGCAAUGUGGUUCUCUGAAAUCUUCAGCUUGGUAGGGUGGCUCGCCAUUGCAUUUGGGAAGGUGCUCUCUCUUGUCCUUCAUUCCAGUUACGCUGCAUUUGAUUGUCAAUAUGUUCAAGUAAUAAGGCAAACCGGAAGUGGUGGAAAGGGUUUUACUUCCAUUUGUUAUUUUCAUGGAAGUUGUGGAAGGGCCAAGAUAUUAUUCGAAAUCAACAUGAAUCAGGUCAAGGGAAUCACUCAUUCUACAUUUUCUCUGCUGGGUUUCAAUCACUAAUGGAGUUCACUAUUUGUUAUAGAACAUUUGGUGGCUCGAUCUUGGGAGACUUUCAUUGGGAAUUAGCAUUGGAAUUUUUUCCUAUGUGGUACACAUUGCAGAAGUAACACCUAAAAAUCUUAGGGGACCAUUUGCAUCAGCUAACGAGGUAUAAUGAAAUCAUUGUGGCUUUAAACCAAUCUCCAACUCAUUGUUAACAUACCAAUGCUUUGUCAAGAGCGCAGUUGCUCCUAGCUUGUGGUGUUUCACUAAUGUAUUUCAUCGGAAAUAUCAUUACCUGGCGUACCCUAGCAUUAAUAGGUACUACUCCAUGUCUUGU